Molecule: messenger RNA, 8026 nt
Organism: Bombina bombina (fire-bellied toad)
Lineage: Eukaryota; Metazoa; Chordata; Amphibia; Anura; Bombinatoridae
Gene: NINL
Product: ninein like
Exons: 30
Coding region: 172-6045 (1957 amino acids)
Biological process (GO): microtubule anchoring at centrosome
Cellular component (GO): centrosome
Molecular function (GO): calcium ion binding
Source: RefSeq, a predicted model, not a curated record
ACAGCUUGGAGACUUUCAAGAAGUAACAAGGGAGAAUUUUAACAACAGUGUUCAAACUAAUAUACUGGGACUUUCAGCAAACAACAAUCAUAUCUUAGCAAGGAUGCAGAGCCCCAUGUGUAUGACUAUGCCGCCCUGCAUAUAAAAAGACCAGCCGCAGUUUGCUAUGGGAUGGACCAGGAAGAGGAGAACAAAUAUGUGUCCCAGCUUCAAGAGGUUUUUACCAGCUGUGACACAACAGGAACUGGAUAUCUGGACAAAGAAGAGCUGACAGAUCUGUGUCACAAACUUCAUCUUGGUGAACACCUGUCGUUGCUCUUGCAGACACUUCUAGGAAAUGACCACUUUGCCAGGGUGAAUUUUGAUGAGUUUAAAGAAGGGUUUGUUGCUGUUCUCUCUUCUACUAUUGACAUUAGCAUUUCGGAAGAUGAAAGUAGUUAUUUGGAACCAGUGAUUCCGGAUGAGGUGAAACCCAAGUAUGUGAAAGGCAAAAAGCGAUAUGGCAGACGCACACGACCUGAACGCGAGGCAGCUGAAAAUGAGGCCAACAAGUUCUUACAAGAGCAGCACCAUGUCAAUAGCAAAAGAAAAAGUCAGCUGAGGAGGUCGUCUUCCCUGGAGAGUGUGGAGAGUCUAAAGUCUGAUGAAGAAGCAGAGUGUGCGAAAGAGACGCAGAACGAGAACUUUGAAUCACAAGGCCAGUUGAGGACAUGGAACACAGACAUCUUUGACAGUCCAAGAAGAAAUUCAAGUCCUUGCUCUGAUAUGACUGAGCACCAGGUGCGGGACAUCUGGGAGGAGCUUGGCAUUGACCCCAAUGGGUAUCUUAACCUACAGGAACUUGCUGCAGUCUGUAAGAACAUCGGCCUUAAAGACCUUACUAAAGAGGAGCUACAGGACUUGUUUACGAAAUUGGACAGGGAUGGAGAUGGAAGAGUAAGCUUUGAAGAGUUCCAAUUAGGCUUGUUCAGUCAUAGUCCCAUUGCUUCCACACCGCUCAAGCAGAGACGACCAUGGACACUUUAUCAGCUUGUUGAAGAUACCAGUCACAAGACUCCCUCACUUCUGUCAAAUUGUGGUGGUUUCCACCUCUUCUCCAGUAUAGAUGAUGGUACUGGAUUUGGGAAUGCGGAACAGAUCCUGGUAAUCUGGGAAGAGGAAGGCCUCGAAGACAGCAAAGAUAUUUUAAUGAGCCUUGAUUUUAGUCUGGAUAAUCAGGUGAACCUUGUGGAGCUCACUACAGCGCUGGACAAUGAACUCAUUGCUACAAAGAACAAAAUCCACUUUGCUGCCCUGGCAUCUUAUAAGCAUGAACUACAUUACCAGCAUGCGCAGAUUGAGCAGGUCAUCAGAGAGAGAGACAAGGUUAAGCAGGAUCUUGAGAGAGCUGAGAAACGGAACCUGCAGCUUGCUGAUGAGGUAGACGAUCACACCAGUGUCAUGGAGACCCUCAAUGAGAGCAAGAUCAGGGACCUGGAGCAGGAGUACAGGCAGAAGCUGUCAGUGAUUCGGUCUGAGUUGGAGAGUGAGAGGGAGCAGUUCAUACAACAGACUGACCAGCACCGGAACAAGCUAGAGACGGACUUGGCAAAUUACCAGAUGGAAGAAGCGUUUUUAAGAGAGAAACUCAACUUGUCUUUGAAGGAAAACAGCAGAUUACAAAAGGAAAUGAUCGAACUUGUUGGAAAACUGUCAGAAUCUGAAAGCCAAGUGUUAAAAUUACAGAACAAUGUAGAUCACAUGAUGAAGGAUAGGAGGUUAGCAGAUCCUCAUCAUGUCGAGCUGUUCAAUCAGGAGGAAAAGUUUGCAGAGAUAAUUAAGGAAUAUGAAAUACAAUGCAGGGAACUACGAGAUCGAAAUGAUGAGCUGCAAAUCCAGCUGGAAACGCUGCGCUCCCAGGUCAGUGAACGCAAAUAUUCCCGUUUACUUGCGAAGAUGAAGGAUAACAAGCUGCUGCACCAUAGGGCAAAAGAAAAAAUCCAUCACAGCCAUCAGCAUAACGAUUCUCCUGGAAAGCAGAGUUUGUCCAGCAAGCUGAGGAGAAGUGUGUCUGCUGUAGGUGUGAAGGGGGUGGGGACCUGUGAAUCAGACUGUUCUCCUAUGAACAUGGAAGUAGAGUUAACAAAGCAUCAAGUUAAAGAACAGCAACAAGAAAUUCAGGACCUCAAAAUACAGCUGGAGACAAAGGUCAACUAUUAUGAGCGGGAGCUUGAGUUGAUGAAAACAAAUUUUGAAAAAGAAAGAAAAGACACUGAGCAGAGUUUUAAGAUAGAAAUCAGCGAGCUUGAGGAACAGAAAGCUGACCUUGAGGAGCUCAACGCAAAGUAUCAGGAAGUCAUUGAUGGCCUUAAAGAACAGCUCUCCAAAUCCGCUCACUAUCAGGAAAUUGAGAAGAAAUUUGAGAAGGAGAAGGUAGAAAUGGAACAACAUUAUGCUAAGGAGAUUGCCGAACUAGGUCAGAGGAUGACCCACGAGAAGGAGCAGUUGGAAGAUGAGCUAAGGAGGCAAAACCAGCAUGAAGUGCAGGCGAUGAGGGAUGAGGCAGAAGAACAACUCAUUCUGAGACUGGCAAAGAUUGAGGACCAGUACAAAAAAUAUUAUCAGAGUUUACUACAGCAAAACCACACAGACAAGACUGAGAUCUUGAAAAAACAUGAAGUGGAGAUUAAGACUUUAGAAGAUAAACAUGUUUGUGAGAGAACCAGGUGGGAGGAAAGUAAGAGGGCACUGCUAAUGCAGUGCAAAAAAGAUCAACUCAAAAUGGAAGAAAAACAAAAUGAAGAGCAAGCUCGUAUCUGUAAAAUAUUUGCUCUAGAAAAGGAAAAAGUAGAAAGCCAUUACAAAAUGCUCAUUGAUAACCUUACAAAGGAAAUAGAGCAUUUAAAUGCUAGUUUAAUUGAAGAUCACAGGUUGUCAGGCUCUAUGAUAAUUGCAGUAAAUGCUGAACAGCAACCUGCAGUCAAAGGACAGCCAUUUUCUCUGAUCACAUCCACCAGUGAGGCAAAUUUGGGGAACACAGGAGAAAUAAACCAGCAGCAGGGUAAUGUACAGCAAAUAAUUUGCCCAGACAGUAUCAUAAAUGAAAAAGAGGAUCCAGUUGAGGCGUACGAAUGUGUAAAACAGAAUGAAGUACAGAAUGUUCAGUAUCAACAGGUUUUAACGUCGUUGAAACUGGCUGAAGAGAGGCUCUCUUUGUUGACACAAACAGAGGAGAGUACAACACUAAAGCUACGGGAGAUGGAGAGAUUGGUAUCCUCACUUAGAGCGCAGUUGCAGGAUGAGACAAAAGCAAAAGAGAUGCUUUUAAAAGAACUGAAAUGCUUUGAAGAAAAAGAAACGCUAUUAAGCAGCAAGCUGAAAAUAAAGGAAGAAGAAUGUCAGCUGUCCGAGGCAAAGGAAAAAGAACUAGCGUCUGAAUUACAGGAAAGUGCGUGUUGUAUCCAAAAGCAGGGGGCUAUGCUUGAGCAGGUUCAAAGGGAGAAGGACGAGCUUGAGAAGCAGGUGUCUGUGUUUACACAACAGGUUGCAGAAUAUGAACACAAGCUACUAAGACAAAAUGAACUUGGUUUGACCACUCAGCUAGAACUGGCUGGUUUCAGGAUCACUACAGAUCAGAAUGUCUGCAAAUCUCAGCAAGAAAAUGUCAGUGUGGACAACACAAUUUUAGUGGACGAACUUGUUGAAAGAAAUGCAGUUUUAUCCCUGCAAUUGAGAAACCUGGAGGAAGAGCUAAACACUCUUCAAAGGAAGUUGAAAGAUACUGAGCAACAUUUCCAAAAUAAGGAAGAGGAGGCUAUCAGGCUAGUCCAAGGUGCCAGACAGGAGCUUGAGAGUGAGAAGAACGCUUUGAAAGAAAAGCUUUUUGAGCUGGAAGAUUUAGUACGGGAAUUAGAGAAGGAACCCAGAGCAAGUCAGGAUGACAGGUUGGAAUUCUCUCGACUUUAUGAAGACAACAGCAUACUCAGGAGUAAAGCAGAACAUCUCCAACUAGAGGUGUAUGACCUGGAAGAUAAAAAUAUGAUGCACAGGAAACAGGUGGAAGAAUUAAAGAGUACAAAUGAUGAGAUUAUUGGUAACUUGGAAGAAUUAUCCAAGCAGACCCAGGAUUACCAGAAGGAGUUGGCAUUGCUAGAUGCAAAGAGGAUGGAGCUGAGUGCUACCAUAUCUCACCUAACAGCUCAGGAGGAAGCAAGCCAGGAGAGCCUCCAACAUCUAAACCUCAAGCUGAGAGAAGUGUCCGAAAAGAAAGAAAUGGUGGCUGCCGAGAACGAACAACUGCAGGAAAAGCUCAGUGCUCUGGAGGAGGAAAAGAUGCAACAGAGCUUAGAUUGGGAACGGGAGAAAGAGCAAUUAGCACAGGAGCUACAAAUGUGCAAAGAAAAGAAUGAUAAAUACCAGGAGGAGCUGAGUCUACUAGUCACAGAGAGGAUGGAGUUAAGUGCAACCAUAUCGGAACUGAGAGCUGGGAACCACGAAUGCCUCCUGCAGAUCAACAGCAGAGUGAGGGAGGUGACCCAGCUGAAGGAAGAAGUGACUGCUGAGAAGAAGAACCUGCAGGAGAAACUCAAAGCUCUGGAGGAACAGAACGUUCAUCAGAACUCAGCAUGGGAAGCGGAGAAAGAGCAACUGGGGCAUGAACUACUGAUGUAUAAAGAAGAGAACCAGAAAUACAAAGAGGAAUUAAACUUGCUGGAUACAGAGAGACAAGAGCUCGGUGCCAUCAUAUCUGACUUGAAAGCCCACAAUGAAGCGAACCAGGAGAGCAUUAGGCACAUGACCAGUCGACUGGAGGAGGUGGCAGAACAGAAGGCAAAGAUGGCUGCCGAGAUCAGGCAGCUCCAGGAACAGAUCAAAGCUUUAGAGACUGAAGCAUUUGAACAACAAUCUAAGUGGGAGAAAGAGAGAGAGCUAACGGAAGAGGGGCUGCAGUUUUGCAAAGUUGAGAAUCAGAAAUACCAAGAUGAGCUGGACCUGCUGGAUACAGAGAGAGCGCAGCUCAGUGCCACCAUAUUGGACCUUAGAGAGCAGUGUGUGCAGAACCAGGAAGAAAUCCAGCAAGUAACCAGAAAACUGAAUGAUCUGACACAGCAGGGGGAAGGCGCAACUGCUGAGAUUGUACGACUGCAGGAAACGCUAGCAGCUCUUGAGGAAGAAAAGAUCCAGCAGAACUCUGAAUGGGAAACAAACAGAGAGCAAUUGGAACAGGGGCUUCAGAUGUCUGAGAAGAAGAUUCAAGAUUUGAUUCUCAACCACGAGAAAGAAAUGGAAAACCUUCUCAGCGGUUUGGAUGAAAGUCAGCAACAGAUCUUCAUUAUGGAGGCUCUCCAAGAAGAAGUAUCCUCUCUGAGACAAGAGAAGCAGUCUAUGGAAGAGAAAUGUCAGCAUAUAACUAGUCAACUUAAAGAAACUAAAGACCAGAUGACACAGAUGCAGCAGAAGGAAUUCAACUUCAAACAAACCCAAGCCGAAUACCAAUCACUGCAGUUAAACCUGUCCCAAGUAAGGGAAAAGUUGGAGGAAUCACAGGAUCAGCUACAGGAAGCAAACACCAAGCUGGCACUUGUGGAGUCUCAGCACAUGCGAGAGUUUCAGCAACUUAAGGAGAAAGCCAGCAACUCUGUGCCUAAGGAGCAGCUGUCUCAGCUACAGAAGAGGCUUCAAGAGGAGCAUCAGAAGGUGCUGCAGGAUAAGUUGAGGUUCCAUGCUGAGCAGACCAACAGGCAGCUGGCUAUGCAGCAGGAAGAGUAUGAGAAGGUUCUGCGAAGAAUGGAAGAAAGGAUGGAAGAUGUGGAAAUGAAUUUGAAGAACAUCCGAAUGAUGCUGCAGGAAAAGGUCAAUCAGCUGAAGGAGCAACUUGAGAAGAAUGCAAAAUCAGACUUACUGCUCAAGGAUUUGUAUGUAGAAAAUGCCCAGCUGAUGAAGGCUCUGCAGGUCACCGAGCAGCGGCAAAAGAGCGCAGAGAAGAAGAACUACCUCCUGGAGGAGAAGAUCACUGCACUAAAUAAAGUUAUUAGGAAUAUUGCACCAGCAUCUCUGGUAGUAUAAAAGCUUCAAGCUGGUGUUUGCACUAAGCCCGCACUAAAUGCUUUGCAGAAAAUGGUUCCUAAUAUCUAAUGUUACUAGCAAUAUGAAAGACUUCUUUUAAAUGUAGAUGACUAUGUUCACAGCAGGGUUGUGUAAUACACUAGUAUGAAAUAAUCUUAAAUGGACAUUAAACACUGAUCUUUUUUGUGUAAAAUUGUGUGUGUACCACACUCCCUAGAAAGCCAAAUUCUGUAACCUGGUUUAGGAAAUAUGCAGCAUUUUGAAACUUUCUCUUGACACUUUAGGGAGUGUAGGACAAAAGCAUAUUUUUUUACACAAAAACACUAGGUGUUUUAUUUUCUCGUUAAGUAUUAUUUAGUAUUUGGCACUCUUAUCCUAUGGUUCUAAUAAACAGUUCUUCUUACAAAAAAAAUCAAGCACCAAAUAUCCUAAAGACUUUGGAUCCUAAGGGAGCCUUCUUGGAAAGUUCUUCCAGUUUAAACCUUUGGCCCUAGCAAAACAAUAGAAUAGAGACUUGUAAUAGGACCCGCUGCUGUGCAGCUGCAUAUUACACUUUUACUAUAUACCUGACUUUCCCAUAAUGAAAGGGCUAGAAGAGAAUAAGCCAUUAAAAUAUUUAAGUUUGUGAUUUGACAGAGGCAGGAAGAUUUUGGGAGUCCAAGCUUUAUGUUUGGCUUUUAAACAUUUGCAUUGAUAUUUAUUAUGUGUAGUGACACCUUGACUAUUAAGAAAAAAACUACCUUACACACACACACAUAUAUAUAUAGUUAAAUGUUAAUCUAAUUAUACAAUGUUUCUGUUUAUAUUUGGAAUUUAAACUAGUUAAUCUUUGGCCCUCUGCUUGUUGAAUUGCAAAUAUGUCUACCUGAUGUAGCAACAUACCCUGCAUUCCCAAAUAUAUAUGAUAUUGGCUAAUAUUUAAGACUUUAUGGUACUAGUAGAUGCAACAAUAUUCCAUGUAACAUUUUUGUGGUGGAAUAUAAUUGCCUCCACAAAAAUGUGAAAUGUUGCAACAAUAUCACCACAAGGUAUGCUUGUGGCAAUAUUUUUUUUAUAAAUUGUAGCAAUGAUUUGUUAUUAGGAACACACAGGGUGGUAGAAAGUCUUGGAUAUCAGGGUUGCAACAUCUUCAUGGUCUUAACACUAACAUAGCUCCAACUCUAACCAGCAAUAUUGACAUUGAUUGUUAUUGGCCCUUUGUUGUACCAGCAAUAUUGUUACCAUGACAACAUCGCUGUUGUGAUAUAUGUAUUUCAUCUGCUAUCAUGACAAAAAUGCCAGUGCAUACCCAGUCACUACAAACUUGUGAAAAGCAAACUGUGGGUACUGUACUAUUUUUGACUUGAUAAUACCAUAUGUAGACACAUACUGUGUGUGUGGUUUAUUCCUAGGCUGGCUAAGGGUGAGCAUAUGUCCAUGUUUUAACAUUCAAAUUGUUUAACAAAUGUUGUUCUUUUUGCUGUUUCAUUGUGCGUAAAGAAUGUGCUGAAACAUUGAGGUAUCAUUGAAAUGGGCUAGCACUAGUCUUACACUUAUUUGCACAUUCAAAGUAAUAUCUAUAUUGCAAAUGUAAUGUUUCUUAAAUCCUGUCAUCAAAUACCGCUAGUGGCAGUAUUCUAGGUUAUCCUUGCUGGGAUAAUCAGCAGUACACUGCUGAAUGCCUGGGGUAGAUUCAAAUUCAAUACAAUCAUACCCAUUUCUGUGUUACUCAAUGGAGAACAUUCACUAAAACUUACAAAUCUUAUCAUUGUUUAGUAAAUGGGCAUUAUCAUGCUAUGGUAAUUGGUGAGACUGAUGAGAUUGGAUAAGCCUUUACUAAACCUAUCUCACAGUCAUUCUGUUCUGUUUAAGGACUGGGUUAGGAGCAACAAUAAUAUACACUUUCAUGUUUUUCUUGUGUAUGUUUAACUAAUAGGUUCACCUAGUAGCAAGGACUGCUGUCAUCUAACAGUAUCUUAUGUUUUUAAAACCCUGAAAGAGA